Schizosaccharomyces japonicus yFS275 is the source of this 4526-nucleotide messenger RNA. Its product is annotated as cytoskeletal protein binding protein Sla1 family. The transcript has 2 exons. NCBI's taxonomy places the organism in Eukaryota, Fungi, Ascomycota, Schizosaccharomycetes, Schizosaccharomycetales, Schizosaccharomycetaceae. Bases 142 to 4194 code for a protein of 1350 amino acids. Gene Ontology annotation, molecular function: ubiquitin binding; cytoskeletal protein binding; protein-macromolecule adaptor activity. The record is from RefSeq and is a predicted model, not a curated record. Gene Ontology annotation, cellular component: plasma membrane; actin cortical patch; endosome membrane.
GCAGUGCCUAACGCCGGGUAAGGCUCCUGCCAACCUCCAAGACGCUACUUUCCUGCCUUUUCUGUGUUCUGCAUCCAAAAUUGCAAAUACUCCGUUCAUCUUGGGCACAAGUAGCGCUCCUUUUCUUUUCUACCGUUCCAUAUGGCUGAUCUUCCCGUAAUUGGAAUUUACAAAGUCCUAUAUGGAUACACAGCACAAAACGACGGAAGCACUGGAGACGAUGAUCCUCUGAACAAGGAACUGUCUAUAGAAGAAGACGACCUUUUGUGUCUUCUGCAAAAAGGUGAAGAUGACUGGUUCCUCGUGAAACGGAACGUUCAGAACCAAGACGGCCAGGGUGAAAUUGGCAUUGUGCCGUCAAAUUACAUUGAGGAGGCUCAACCUGCAGCUUCUGUUUCUGCUCUGUAUGACUACGCCAAACAGUCUGUCGACGAACUGGCUUUUGCUGCUGGUGACGUCUUGAAUUUGUACGGGGACUUGAAUAGCGAUUGGAUUCUUGCAGGCUGCAAAGGCACCUAUGGCUUGGUUCCUAGCAACUAUCUCGAUAUGCAGGCAGCUUCGAGUGGUGCUGCUGCUCCUGCAGAACGAGGAGCCGUUUCUGGCCAAGCUCCGUCACAGCAACCGGUGGCACCGGUGCCGACGCCUGCUCCAGUUGCAGCACCAGCACCUGCUCCGGUGCCAGUACAAGCACCAAUUCCAGUUCCACCUCCUCCAGCACCGGCUGCUGCUCCAGUUGCGGCUCCAGUUGCGGCUCCCGCUCCGCCUCUGCCUCCAGCAGCACCAGCACAGACAAUGAAGGCUCCUCCGCCGCCUCCUCCAGCAGUUCCGCCGGCACCUUCAUCUUCUUCGUCUGCUGCUCAAAACUUGGCUCCUCCUCCUCCACCUCCGGUGCCACCUAGUGCUCCCGCUGCCCCUGCAGCACAAGCACAAGCACCAAUGCCCUCAUUGCCGCCUCGUACAGCGGCUCCAGCAGUGACGCCUGCCAGUGCUCCGGUUAAUCCUACCACAUCCGUGCUCCCUCCUCCCCCUCCUCCACCCCAAUACAGUGCUGCUCCCAAGGAGCGUGUGAGUGAAGAACAGGUUUCGUCGCAGAGAGCUCCAAGUUCUCCUACCGAUGCUUAUGGAAACCCAAAUGAUCAUUUCCGCUUGCACGGUGACGAUGGGCUUUCGUCUCCGACUCCUGGUGAACCAGACAUGCCUUUCAAAAAAUGGGAUAUCCAGGAAGUUGUAGGAAAGAAAAAGAAGCGUUCUGGACAGCUUGCGAUUAACAACAAGCAAAUCGUUUUGACGUUUAAGAAAUCGUUGGAUCCUUCUCAAAGUUGGUCAAUUACGGAUUUGAUCACCUAUUCUUCUGAGCGUAAACAUGUCUUCAUUGAGCUGCAUGGGCUGGGCGGAGAAAUUGUUUCGCUGCACUUGCAUGCUGGGAGUGCCUCUAACGCUGAAAGUAUAAUACAAACGCUGGGUGACGCCGCCGGUACUCUUCGAGCUGCGGGUCUUCGUGAAAUUGCUGCGGCUAGUGGCUCGCCGCUUCCCAAUUUACCUCCUGAUUCCGCACUUGAUCGCUUGAACCGGGAGGGUGAAACUCGUGUGCGUGCCUCUUCUUCCUCAGAAAUCUUUAAGACCAAUAAGUCUGGACGCGGUGAUGAGGAUUACAACCCCGCAAAGGGUGAGCGGUUGGCUACGGUUCUUUACGACUUUGAAGCCGAGGAGAGCGACGAGCUUUCUGUGCGAGCUGGCAUGCGCGUGGUCAUUAUUAAUGACACAGCAAGUAGUGACUGGUGGAAGUGUCGUUAUGGUAAUAAGGAAGGCGUUGUUCCUAGCAGCUUCUUGGAAGCAGACAAGCCAUCAGCUGCUCAAGCCGGCGACACUCAGUCCCACAGACAUGAAUCUGGCUCCUCUAACCGCAAGAGCUCUUCUCGUCGCCAUUCUGUGUUGAAGCCCGACUUGAGUAAGCUUCGUACGUGGACGGAUAGAACGGGUGCUUUCAAGGUCGAGGCAGAAUUUAUCGGAUUCAGUGAUGACAAGCUCCAUUUGCAUAAGGCAAAUGGCGUAAAAAUUUCCGUUCCCAGCAACAAGAUGUCUUUAAGAGACCUUGACUAUAUUGAGCUGAUAACCGGAAAGCAAGUUUAUGACCGAGGUGAGGCAAAUGCUUCCUCUUCUAAGCCUGCUGAACCUCUUAAUGAUGAUGCUCCCCCUCCCAAGCCAGCACGUCCCCGCCAACGCUCGCGAGACGAGCAUGAAGAACUGUCUCGCUUCAACCCUAAGAAGGAGCCUCACAAGGUGGAAAUUGUCACUGAGCAGCCGAAGCCUAAGUAUGAUUGGUUUGACUUUUUCCUUCAAUGCGGUGUUGACUUUAGUGUUUGCAACCGUUACACUCGUAAUUUCCAGAAUGAAAACUUCGAUGAAGAAUGCAUUCCUUCGUUGAAUGAAACAACCCUUCGAACGUUGGGCCUGAAAGAGGGUGACAUUAUUCGCGUGAUGAAGCGGGUGAACGAAUUGCGUGGUACUCCCGUUCCCACAUCUGAGCCUGCUUCCUCAGAAUCUGCUGUACCCCAUACCGAGGCUGUUGUUCACAAUGUGAUGACUGGAAAACCUCAGCCUGAUAUACCAAUUGGUGCUACUCGCAGAUCCCCCACACAGGAGAUGGAGAAAGGCCAUUCCGUGGAUGUUAAUGUACAACAACCCGCUCCACAAUAUACUGCUUCCGUUAAUAAGCAGGUUGCUGCCGCUGCUCCGGAGCCUACUAAGCCUGUGCAAGAAAAGUUUGACGAUGACGCCUGGGCAGUUAAGCCGAUUACGGAGCCACCUUUGCGUACAUCCUCUGUGCAAUCGGAUCCCAUGAGUUCUGUUGCCCAGGGCAUGAAGAGUGUGUCUCUGGGCCCUAGUGGUCGGGAGCUUCCUUCUGGUGUAAAUGCUUAUCCGGAGCGUCCAAAGUCUGCACCAGUUCCUGACGAGGCGAAGAACGUUCAGGCUCGCGAGAAACCUCUGCCUAGCAUUCCUGAGGGUGGACAAAAUCCCGUUGCACCUCAACCAACUGGCAUUACAAUUCAAAAUGCCUACUUUACAGUUCCACCUUCUAUGGUUGCUGAUCCGUUCCAGUCACCUUUGUAUGUUCAGCCAACUGGAUUCAACCCUCCCAUGAAUGCUAUUACAGCUCAAAAGACAGGUUUAACUGCUGCGAACAUGAUGAUGCAUCCUCAGGUUACAGGUGCUAUUCAGCAAAUGGUUGCUCAACGCACUGGUAUGCCAGUCCAGAUGACCGGCGUUGCUGUUCAACCUACUGGAAUGCAACCAGCUCAAAUUCCUGUUCAGCGUACUGGUAUGGUCGUGCAACAGACUGGUAUGCCUAUCCAACGUACAGGUGUGCAACAACCCCUCCAAAUGCCAGUUCAACGCACUGGUGCUGCUGCCCAAGCGUACGGUAACACUGUUCCGCCUGUUUCCAUGCAAUUGCAACCUACUGGGAACUAUGCGCCAAUGCAACCAACUGGUUAUGCCACUGAAAAUACUGGUCUUUAUUCUCAGCCUACUGGUUACGUCGCACAAACUCCCGCGUACCAAGCGCCCACUCCUUCAGUCCAAGCACAACCUACGGGUUAUGCUGUUUAUGGUCAGUCUACUCCAUCAGUUGGCAUGCAGGAUGCUUCUAUGAUGUCUGCACCUGCUCAAAAUUAUGCACCUCAAUAUGCAGCAGGUGUCGACUAUAAUGGUGGGGCUUAUGCUGCGCAACCAACGUAUGGCUACGAUGCGAAUGCCGCUGCUGGAAUGGGAGUUUAUCCUGAUCAACAACAGGUUUAUGAUGGUGGUUACCAGCAGAUGAAUAAUUAUGGCGGAUAUUACCCUGACGCCCAGCAACAGCAGCAGAUGGGUUACAAUAAUUACAAUGCACCAUAUGGCCAGCAGCAACAGAUGGAUUACAUGAAUCCCCAACAGUCCUACGACUACAAUGGUGCUGCGCAAAUGCAGAAUUAUGGUGGCUAUGAACAGAAUGCUACAUACCUGACGCAAGCAUCUCCUUAUGACCCUGUUAACAAUCCUUCUUUAUACAUGCCUAACGGCCAGCAAAACCAACAGAUGUAUGGCGACAGUGCGCCUAACUACGGAGCAUAUGCCUCUUCUAAUCAACCAGCAGCAAAGACGGGUCAACGUGCGAACAUCUCACAAGCGACUCCUGAUAAUCCGUUUGGCUUUUAGGUAAUCCUCGCUGAUAAAUUGACACAUUGCGUGUUCCCCCUUUGUCCAUCACCCUUUCCUUCGUUGAGUGCUAUGCUACGUUCGUUAAUAUUGCGUCGUAACAAGCUUUUUUGAUCAUUGAUAUAAAGACGAAAAUGACCAGGAUGCUACGUCUUACCUUGUAUUUAAUGCUUUCCAUAUGUCUGACGUUUCGGUAGACAUGGUAUAUUCUGAAACUACACUCCGUACUAGUCUUUGACUCGUUAUGUAUUCCUCUGCAAUCAUGUCUUACACGGCGUCAUACUACAGGCUCAUUUUCAUUUCUUUCUACCGUACUUUAAUUCCAUUCUAUG